GAGCAGGCAGCCUUCCCACAGGCUGGGGUUUAGCUCAGCCCUUGCUCUGCCUCCUCUCUCCCCCCGCAGGAGGCUCGGGAAUCUGCAGGGGCCAUUCAUUCCCUGUUGCUGGGCAAUCUGGCUACCGAAACCACAACAGCGUCAGUGGGGAUGGAGUCUGUCUGUCCUGGGCUCUGCCGCAGCUCCCAGCGCUGCCUGCAGGGAGGGGCACGGCAGCACCACCAUGUUCGCCACGGUGAGAUUCGGAGCCAACUGCCAAGAGAUGGUGAACCUGCUCUGCUGUGUCCAGACCCUCACAGGCCACCUGAAGUGGAAGUGUCAGUGCAGGCCUGAAGACUGCAUUGAUCUUCUGGAUGAAAAGGGCACCCUGAUGAACCUGAGCAAAGUGGAAGAUCCAGCAUCUGAAUAUGCCAGUAAAUACCUGCAGGGAAGGCAGCGCUACAUCCUCAUCAGAGCUGUCCGAGAAGAAAACUCUGAAGCCAUCUGCUACGAAUCCUUGCUUGAGGACCUGGGGAAACACUACCCUGAGCUCCCAGAUCGGCUGCAGCAGCUCUCAGCAAAGACUCAGAGGACAGAGCAGAGGAAGAAGGGCUCUUUGCAGAGAGCUCAGCCUCACACCAGCUCCCGAGCCAGGAACAGAACCACCUUACAGAGCAAGAGGAGCCUGGAACACAAGAGCACCCCUAAGUGAGGAACAGACCCAUCACUGGUCAGCACAGCCUCCACCAGGUUCUUAUUCCAGCACAGCAGAGUCCCCUGUACUGAGCCCCUCUCCCCCCAGAGCUUCACACAUCCCACAGCUGCACCCUGACAAACCCAGCAUCACAGCCAGGCACAGGCACCACCCUCCUGCUCCCCUGGCAUGGCCUGCAUCCCCAGGGACAAACCCAGCAUCACAGCCAGGCACAGGCACCACCCUCCUGCUCCCCUGGCAUGGCCUGCAUCCCCAGGGACAAGAACCUGCACCUCCUCCCCACCCAGCUGCACUCCCAUCACUGCUGGGGGUGCUGGAGUGGCCCUGCAGGGACUGCUCUGCAGUCUCCAGGAAAAGCUGCUCCAGAGACAGCCACAACUGCAGGAGCAGCUCUUUGCCAAGAUGGGUCAAGGGCAGAACACAUCUGCUGCAGGUGCUGCUUCUCCACCCAGAGCAAUACACCAACAGCCUAAUACACUUAUUUCUUAAAGGGAGUUAAACAGCUUUGGAGUGGUUGCUCCCUGCUCUCACAGGACAGCUCAGCACAUGGAGCACUUGGGCUUUUAAUCUCUGCCAUCUACUUUUUUCUUGGCUAUCUCUAAGGAGAACACAAGACAGCCCUGCUAAGGCCAGGCACAGCUCAGGAUAUCUCUGCCAAGAACUUAGGACUGUGACAUUUAGAAGGGGCAGAAUUUUCAACACCAGCCCCCAGGAUCUGCUAAUAGCAUUUACCACCUAGACUUGGAUUUCCUCACAGAUACCAGCAAGGGGGUGAGAACUCGUCCUUUAUUCAACAGUCAGAUCAAAAGGUUAAAAGACUCAUUCUGGCAUGAAAAAUGCAUCAGUUAAGGACCUGAAAGUGUCCUGGCUUCACUGCUGUGCCACUAAAACUCCAGCUGAAACCUCAGAAUUCCCUCUUAGACCAACGUGAGGAACAGGGUGUCCCUGCUGGAGGCCAGUCAGGGCAGCAAUCACGAGGCUGUGCUGCCAAGGUGACUGAAGAGCAAAGCAGCUCCAACCUUCACCUGCUGCCAGUGACCUUGAGAACAUUGCAUAACCUGCUAAAGCCUCAGAGUCAGAUCAGCCAACUGUACCCAAGUGCCACAGCCAGACAGGUCACACUCUCAGCUCUGAGGGAAGGACAGGUACUCAGGAAGAGGAUAUCUAUAGAAGAGUAAUUUGUCACUGAAAAUCCCGUGGGACACGUGUUGGCUUACCUCACUGCAGCCUCUCCUUGGCCUGGAGGGCAGCCAGUGUCUGGAUCCCCUUCUGCCCAGUCAUGCAGGCCCAGUCCUUUCUAGGCUGCACCCCCUGUUUCCAGGAAUACACACUUGUGCCUUGUCCUUUGGCUGACAAUGUUAAUGCUUUGGUAGCUUGAUUUUAGUAUGAGAAUUAAAUAAAGAACACACACAGGUGAUAGGUCCAAAUAAAUUCUUUUAUUUCUCUGUAAUAAAUACAGUGCUAUCUGAA
Agelaius phoeniceus (red-winged blackbird) is the source of this 2164-nucleotide messenger RNA. The record is from RefSeq and is a predicted model, not a curated record. Lineage: Eukaryota; Metazoa; Chordata; Aves; Passeriformes; Icteridae.